This is a messenger RNA of Bipolaris sorokiniana ND90Pr, 1793 nucleotides long. RefSeq lists its product as uncharacterized. The transcript is spliced from 2 exons. Bases 1 to 1623 code for a protein of 540 amino acids. Gene Ontology annotation, cellular component: membrane. NCBI's taxonomy places the organism in Eukaryota, Fungi, Ascomycota, Dothideomycetes, Pleosporales, Pleosporaceae. Gene Ontology annotation, molecular function: carbohydrate:proton symporter activity. The record is from RefSeq and is a predicted model, not a curated record. Gene Ontology annotation, biological process: transmembrane transport; carbohydrate transport.
AUGUCGUUUAUAGCCUAUGCAAUAAAAGACAAAAAAACUAAUGUCAUCAUCUUCUCCGCUACAGCCAUUGCGCUGUACGGCUACGACCAGGGUAUGAUGUCGCUCAUCAACACAAACUACAACUACCUCGAUACCAUGGGCUUGUACGAGGAGUCUCCCAUGGUCGGCGUCAUCGUGGCUGUUUACUAUCUCGGGUGCGCAGUUGGCGCCGUCCUUUUCUCCAAACUCGCCGACGAGUUCGGGAGGAAAAGAAGCAUCUUUUUCAGUUUGGCUACAGCUUCUUUGGGGAAUUUGCUCAUGUUUACCAGCGGAAUGGGUAUUCUGGGAAAGAGCAGUCAGGUCGCUUUGGGUAUCAUGUUGACGGGAAGGGUGAUUAUGGGUUUGGGUGUUGGAGGUAUUGACGCGGUGAUCCCGACGUACUCUUCUGAGUUGAGUUCGGACGAUUCCCGCGGUAAAGCUCUGGCGCAGGAGUUUCAGAGCAAUAUUUUCGGCCUCGUCAUGGCUUUUGGCAUCAAUCUCCUCGUAACGAUUCUGCUUGGCAAGCAAAACCAGUGGGCGUGGCGCAUCCCCAUUAUUGUCAUGCAGGUCUAUCCUGUCCUGCUUAUUGCGUUUGUGGAGCGUCUUCCAGAGUCUCCGCGCUGGCUUAUAUUUCAUGACCACAAGGAACAGGCAGAAGAGGCAAUGGAAGAUAUUUAUGGAGAGCAAGGAAAGGAUAAGCUUGAAGUGCUCCUGGAGCAGCAUAAGAAAGAGAAGGAUGAGAAGGCUGGUUAUAUGGAUAUGUUGACACCUGGACACCCGCAGUUUCACCCUACAAUGAUCACAGUAAUGUCUCAGGUCAACCAGGCAUUGACAGGAUACGGCGCAGUCAGCGUGUACGGGCCGCAGAUCUUUGAAGUAUGUAACUCUGAGUCCUACAAUCUUUACACAUUACUCGGCUUCUCAGUCCGCAACUCGGAAUAUCUCACUCUGGGAAACUACACAUCGUACUUCUUCCUCAUGACCCUCGCCUGGCUUCUCAUCGACGCCAUCGGUCGCCGCAAGAUACUCCUCCAUGGCUCCAUCAUCCUAGCAACUUCCUUUGCGCUCCUCGCUCUCUUCGGUGGCCUCGUGGCAAACUCUGACUCUUUGCACAUCCCCGUAUAUGUCCCUGGUAUUAUUGGCACAGUUGUUCUCUUCGUGGCUACUGGCGCUUUCGGAAUCGGCUGGCUCUCGACUGUCUGGCUGUUCCCAACUGAAGUGUACCCCACCACUGCCCGUGCGCAGGGAACUGCCAUCUCCGUCAUUAUCUGGGGCCUGGCCAACUUUGCUAUCACGUUUCUUACACCUGUGCUCUUCAAUAACUUGGACUACUACAUCUUCCUUGUGUUUGCAGGUACUAAUGCUUUUGCUGGCAUGUGGACGUACGUCUAUCUGCCGGAGACGGGUGGACGCACUUUUGACGAGAACAUGGAGUUCUUCAAGGAGGCAGCGGAACAGGGCACCUGGCGAGUCAGCAAAGUGGGCAAGGGAGAGUGGAAGAAGAUGGUGUAUCCUGAUCCUGAGGGCGAGGGUAAUGUGGAUGCUGAGCGUGUGCCCUUGUUGCACAGGAUAGAGGACCAGGUUCCUAGUAUGGGUAGCAGCUGAUCAUGCUGGCCUAAAAUGAAUAAGUAAAGUACACAGGUUACUUUUUCCUUAUAUCCAAGAUGCAGCUGCCCAGCAGACUGGAGUGGAUAGAAGUAUGGGGCGGCUGUGGCAAAAAGGUGUAAUAGAGGUAUGCAUCAGCAUUAGAAACAUAGAUCCAAUUUCAUUACCAC